UAGACACACCCAUUCCAUUCUCAUUGACCUUUUUAUUCAUUCCUUCACUCUAUUCACUAACGAGUUGCUACAAAAGUAUCUUCAUUUCUUCUCCAAUUCUUGGAACAAUGGCAAGCACUAGUAGUUUUGAUAGAUCUGUCAGCGUCCCAGCUCCAAACACAAACGGAAUGGUGAAGAUUCGCUCUACAAACGUGUUCCAACAGCCGAGCCACAUCACAAGGAAGAAGAGAGGAGAGAUAGUUGGGGGAGGCCCCGAGGGAAGCUUUCAUGGCUGCUGUGUCUGGUUUACUGGUCUCUCUGGAGCUGGUAAAACAUCAGUGAGCUUUGGAACUGAAGACUUUCUCUGCUCCAAGGGAUAUGCCUCUUAUAGUUUGGACGGAGACAAUAUAAGGACAGGAUUGAAUAAAGACCUUGGGUUCAGCCCAUCCGAGAGAGAAGAGAAUAUUCGUCGAAUCUCAGAAGUUGCUAAAUUAUUUGCAGAUGCUGGAAUUAUAGUUUUGACUAGUUUCAUUUCCCCUUAUGCUAAAGACAGGGUUCAAGCUCGUGAACUGCACGAGAAAGCCGGCCUCUCUUUUUUUGAAGUUUUUGUUGACACUCCCCUCUCAGUCUGUGAGGAGAGAGACUGCAAAGGACUGUACAAGAAAGCAAGGGCUGGGAUAAUUAAAGGUUUUACUGGUAUUGAUUCCAAGUACGAGCCUCCAUUGAAACCUGAUCUGGUAUUAAAGUCAGCAGAAUGGAGUAUUGACCAAUGUGUUGAUGAGGUCAUCAAGAUGCUUAGAAACCAUAAAAUCAUCCCUCCUGACCUAAAAGAGGAAGUGAAGGAAUUGUUUGUUCCUCCAAGUGUAAUUGAUGAUGUUAGAAAAGAGGCUGAGACCCUCCCAGUUCUUAACAUUGGGAAACUGGACCUACAGUGGGUCCAGGUUUUAAGUGAAGGAUGGGCCUCUCCCUUAAAAGGAUUCAUGAGAGAGAAAGAGUAUCUACAAUGUCUUCAUUUUGCAACAUUGUUAGACGGAGGUGUCUUCAGUCAGUCAGUACCAAUAGUACUUCCUGUAACUGAGGAGGAUAAGAAGAGGCUUGAAGGGAGCAAUGGGUUCUCACUGGUGUACGAAGGUCUUAUUGUUGCUGUAAUGAAGAACAACGAGUUCUACCCUCACAGGAAAGAGGAGAGGUGCUGCAGACAGUUUGGUACCACACACCCUGACCAUCCUUACAUUAACAUGAUUAAUGAGUCUGGUGAUUGGCUGGUGGGCGGAGACUUGGAGUGUUUAGAGCGGAUACGUUGGAAUGAUGGUUUAGAUAAGUACAGGCUGACCCCCAUUGAGUUGAGGACUGAGUUCAAGAGACGUGGCUCUGACGCUGUGUUUGCCUUUCAACUGAGGAACCCAAUACAUAAUGGCCACGCCCUCUUAAUGAGAGAUACACGAGCCAUGCUCCUUGAGAGAGGUUACAGGAACCCUGUCCUCCUCCUCCACCCUCUGGGGGGUUGGACUAAGUCUGAUGAUGUUCCUUUAGAAGUUAGAAUCAAGCAACAUUUAGCUGUUCUUGAGGAAGGAGUCCUUGCACCCGAGAACACUGUCCUGGCUAUAUUCCCAUCACCUAUGAUGUAUGCAGGUCCUACUGAGGUCCAGUGGCAUUGUAAGGCUCGUGUUGCUGCUGGUGCUAAUUUCUACAUCGUUGGUCGGGAUCCAGCUGGUAUACCACACCCAGCUACUAAAACUGACCUUUAUGAUCCAAACCAUGGGAAACAGGUGUUACAAAUGGCUCCUGGUCUGACUGAGUUGGAAGUUGUUCCAUUUAGAGUUGCUGCCUACAACAAGAAAACAUCAAAAAUGGAAUAUUACGAUCCAAGCAAUAAGGAAGACUAUGAAUUUAUUUCCGGUACUAAAAUGAGAGGAUUAGCUAGGACAGGGCAGUCUCCUCCUGAUGGCUUCAUGGCUCCAAAGGCAUGGGAAAUACUAGUAGGACACUAUCAGAAAACAGCGGCUGGAACUAAUAAUUAAAUGAUAAUAAUAAUAAUAGAUACAAAGAAGCAGCUGUUUGGCUAGUGUAUAGUUUAAUUUAUUAUUUAUAUUAUUAUCCUUUUUGGUCACUUUCCCCUAUCUAUGCUUUGACCUUUGCCAUUUGGCAUUUUUGCAAAA
Molecule: messenger RNA, 2138 nt
Organism: Amphimedon queenslandica
Lineage: Eukaryota; Metazoa; Porifera; Demospongiae; Haplosclerida; Niphatidae
Product: bifunctional 3'-phosphoadenosine 5'-phosphosulfate synthase 2
Exons: 12
Coding region: 108-2000 (630 amino acids)
Biological process (GO): 3'-phosphoadenosine 5'-phosphosulfate biosynthetic process; sulfate assimilation
Molecular function (GO): ATP binding; sulfate adenylyltransferase (ATP) activity; adenylylsulfate kinase activity
Source: RefSeq, a predicted model, not a curated record